AUGGACCUGGCGUGUUCUAACAUUCAGCAGUGCCAUUACCUUCUUGCCCAGGGCAAAGUGGGGGAAGCACGAGAGCGCGCAGUGUCUGCGGCACGGGAAGUGGCUCCGUUGAUUGACGCUGAGCCUCGGGCGCGCGUGUUGGCCGGUUUUGCGCUCAGUUUGGUCGAGCGCAUCGACCAAAAAAAGGGCGCCGCGCUCUCGCUUUCAGAAAGAGUCAACUGGCUCACAUCAAGCAUCCAUGGUGUUUUGUGGUUUCCAAUUCUCACUUUUGGGCUGUCCAAAUCGUCGGCAAUAAAAUCAACAGUCUUUGCACCACUUGCUGCCAAAGAGCCCGAGCUUAGAAUGCCAAAGUUGGCGCCUGAUUUCCGGGUUGCACUUCAGCAAGUGGAGCCAAAUUCGUCUCUCGACGGGCUCGCCGAUUUAUAUCAAGAUUUGCUCGGUAAUUGCUCUUUUGUUUCUUCUGUUUUGCUGGUUUCCGCAGCGGGUCUAGGGGCCCAACUUCGUGAUUUGGUGUUCGUGUACCCUGGAAAACCGGGUGUAUCGACAUCAGACCCCCAACAUCAGAGUGAAAAACUGUCUAGUGGGAUGGAGCAUUUGAUAACCCAAAUGCUGGACACGUCCUUAAAUGGUGAGAAGAAGAGCUUAGAAGAUGGGAUACAAAUGUAUCAUGAGCAUUCUCAGUCAGAUCAAAUGUCUCCCGAGAACGUGGUCACUGAAGCUUCUGCAACAAACCGGAUGUCUCUUCAUCUGCUUCGUUCCCUCAACGUGCCUUCCCAGGCUACGCAAAAUCUACCCCCUCUAAGCAGUUUGCCCGAUGCUACAGCUUCACGGUUGAAAAUCAGGCUUUACUUCAAUGGCUGUUGGCGCGAAGCAGCGCUUUCGCCUACACUCCCAUUCGUUUCGCCGCCCUAUGCGGACCGCAGUCUUAUUGUACGCUCGUCAUCCAAUGCCACACUUAUCUGGCCCGCUCUUUUGGAAAAGGCCCAUGUUCUUGUCUCUGGUUCUCACUAUGAUUUCACCGGCUCCAAUAUGGCUCACGACACAUAUAUCCUAACGCGCUGGUGGCCCGAGGUAUUUUCGGCGGGCGAUGCUCGCAAGCUCCGGCGUCUAGACCGCAAUCCACAUGUUGCGCUUGGCUUGGGCUCGGGCGAAAUGUCACCCCGUCUCGCGCGAGAACUAGGCGUUGUGCCUAACCACGAUUAUGUGGUGGAUUCGGUGGGCGAAAUGGGUGUGGACCUCAUAAACCCAUGGCAAAGUAGUGAGCGCACUUUACAUGUACCGUGGGCGCAGCUUCCCCACUUCCCUUACGUGUACGCAAACCAUCGGCCACAGUAUUCCCAUUCGGCAGCCGUCUCGUUUGUGUGUCCAGGCACUGAAUGGCCCGACUUCUACGUCGAGCGGCGCCCGCAGUACGUUGUGCGCACAAGUGCGAAAACAGUGCAUUUGGUGGUGGAACAGUUUCUCGGGCCCCAAAAUGUUCCGUUUGCAUUGUCGGUGUAUCGCGGCACAAAAGGCCGUGUAAUUUCGACGGACCAAUACGAGUGCGUUUCUGGUGGCGCCAGCACAAACGCUCGAGUGAUGUAUUAUCCUCUUUCAUUAAACCCGGGGGUGGACUAUACAAUUGUGGUUUCGACUGGAAGUGCGAAAAGCGCACAUACUUUUUCGCUCGAAGCGUUUGCAGACGCUCCUGUGGAUCUCGAGCGAGCGCGCGCUCCGCACAAAGCAUUGCCCGAAAUCAAAGGUCUGUGGGCCAUGGGCUUCAAUGGCGGCCAUUGGGCUCUCGCAUCGUAUAUCGACAAUCCACAAUAUGACAUUGAAAUCCCCACAGGAACAGAAUGUCUACUGCUAGUUUUGGUGGCAACCGAUCAUAGUGCGCUCGUGAAUGUGCAUCUUUUCCAUCGCGAAAAAGCGGACUUUCAAAAGAAACUCCGUAACUUUGAUAAGGCAAAACUUCUUUUUUCAGAGGAUUACACGCGGCAGCUCCAUCGGUCAGAAGUGCAGAAUCCAGAGCCGGGGACCUAUCGCUUGGUUGUUUCCUGCUAUGACAAUAGCCUGACGUGCGAUUUUUCUUUAGUUGUCGCAUACUCCGGUAGAGAGGCUGUGAGUAUUGUGCCUGUUCCGCAGGCGCUCGGGACUUUUGUUCAUGAGUGUCUGUUCGAAUGGCGCGGUGCCAACCGCCAUAAACUUUACUUGCGCACGCGGCACGCGCAGGCGCGAGUCACUUUUCAUGUCCGAGCGCCCGCGCGAAACCUCCAGGAAUACAUUCCGGCAGUGCGCGCUUCGGUCUUCGACGCAGAAACACAAGAAAUCGUUGUGGUUACCAGCGAAUGGAACAAUAGCAUUUACGGCGUCUUCCUUGAGUGUGUUCUAGAGCAUGCUGAUAGGCCCUAUGUGCUACUCGUGGAACGAUUCGAAAGAGGUGACGGCCCGUGCCGAAUCACAGUGGGUAGCAGUGCGAAAGUCAUAGUGGAAGAAUUGAAGUAG
Molecule: messenger RNA, 2484 nt
Organism: Clavispora lusitaniae ATCC 42720
Lineage: Eukaryota; Fungi; Ascomycota; Pichiomycetes; Serinales; Metschnikowiaceae
Gene: RIM13
Product: Rim13p
Biological process (GO): proteolysis
Molecular function (GO): calcium-dependent cysteine-type endopeptidase activity
Source: RefSeq, a predicted model, not a curated record